AUGCAGGUGGAAGCAAGUGGCGCGGGUAGAACCGCGACUUCACCACUACCAACACCUCUACUCGACGCGCAAGUAGCACAGGCGAGCACCUCGAAAAGCGUCGCGGAGGCGCAAGUUGCGGAUCUAUCGUUGUUUCUCCAAUCCUCCUUCGACGCAGGGAGCUAUGUUUCGGGUCUUCUUGCCGACGUCGACUCAGGAUUUGCCGAGACGGGGCAGCAGGCCGUCGCUGGAUCGUCAGCCAAACACCUUGCCUUAACCCCGUCUUCACCGACACGCAAGCCGAGCAUCUCGCUCUCCACCCCCAUCGACACCACGACCGAAGCUGCAGAUGCCACCACAAGGAAGCGCCAACAGGCUCAGGAGGAUCUGGAUCUGUCGCUGGCCAUUUCACGCCUCAACUUGGCGAUUGAAGAACUGAACCGCUCCAUCUCAACGCAGGUCAACGCCAACGCGCCGGACCUGCUCCGCCGCACCUCGAACCUCUCGCUCAUGCAGACUGGGAUCGGCGAGACGCAGCAGGGUCUCAGGGGCUUGGACGAGGAGGUGUCGAGGCUGCGCGCCAAGGUACAUGUGCCGUUUGUGCGCGUGGUGGAGCUACAGCGCGAGAUGAAGCUGUUCGAUGGGGCGGCGGAGCUGGUUCGGCGGACGAGAGGGGUUGUGGGGUUGGCGAGGCGGUUGGAGAGCCAGAUGGAGGCGUUGUUUGCGCGCAAAGAUGGUGGUGGUAGGGCGGAUGCGGAUGGUGAGGCGGAGGAUGCGGUGGUGGGCCAGGUGCAUGAGAGAGAUCUGUCGCGGGCUGCACUGCUCGUGGCCGAACUCACGUCGUUGCUCGAUGCGGAACGUCUGCUGCAAAAGCAAGAAGGCGAGACGUCGCUGCUCGAUCUCAAACUCAUUCAGGACCUCAUACCCACCAUCGACAGCGCGCGCAAAACCAUCAUCGACUAUAUGGAAGACAUGAUUGUGCGCGGCUUGCGCGAUCUCUCGCCACUCAUGCUCGGCUCGUCGCUCCAGACGGCGUUUAACAUGCGCAUGCUACCCACGCUAGUCCAGGACCUGCUCAACGACCUCACCGAAGUGGUCAAAGAACGCACCGCUGCAGCGUUCGACCUGGAUUCGCUCGCACAGCAGCUCAAACUGCCACUGCCCUCACUCGAUGCACCUGCACCCACAUCCUACUCGGCCUACCGCAGUGGACGCAGAGGCGCGGCGCACGAUGACGAACUUCGACACCAGCAUCAGCAGCAACAACAGGUGUGGUCGGACAGCGUGUGGAAGAAGCUCGAGUCGCUCGUGGCCGUCGAGAUGGGCGCGGUCUGCAGCAAAGUGUAUCUGCUCGAGAAGGUCUUGAAGCUGAAAACCGAUAGCGAGACGGGCGUCAACUUCUUGGACGCGGCGUUGGAGGUGCUGGGCGACAAGCCGAGCUACACAUUCUGGCUGACGUUUGCGCAGAGCUUGCAGCAGCAGGUAUCGGCGGUGUGUGCGCGGUCGGCGUGGCUGGCACAGCUGCUGUCGGUCGGCGGCAAGGCUGCAGAUGGAUAUCCCAAGCUGAUCCGGCUGUUCCAGGAGUUUUUCGCAAAGAUCUCGGUAUAUACCGAUGUGCAGUAUACCGCUUCGCAUCAGAGCCCCGAGACGGUGAUCCUGCUCAAGGGCUUGGGAUCGCUCGAGAAGGCGUAUGUGGAAAAGAUCACUAGUCGCACUGCCGAGGUGUUGGCCCAGGCCCUGUCAUCGCUAACUGCGGCGUCGGGGCCUGGUAAUGGCGCGAGACGAGUGGUGGUGCGGGAAGAGGAGGCCGAGGCGGUGGUACGUUCGAUCGCCAAUGUGUUGGAUACGACGCGGUUCGAUCCGUUGCUCUCGCGAGCUGUGGUGGUGCAAUGCACUGCAUUGGUCGGCCAGUUUGCAGCGCGCAUCGAGGCGGUGGCGGCGAACGAGGAGAGAGCGUCGGAACAAGUGUUGGAGCGUCUUCGGAACAUGCUGCCGAUCAAGGGGGUGGACGAACAGACAGAGCAAAUCAUCGAGGGCCUACUGAAACCCUCAACCUGCACCUCACUGCCGAAUGCUUAG
Sporisorium graminicola is the source of this 2058-nucleotide messenger RNA. RefSeq lists its product as uncharacterized. Gene Ontology annotation, biological process: intra-Golgi vesicle-mediated transport. Gene Ontology annotation, cellular component: COG complex. The transcript has a single exon. Bases 1 to 2058 code for a protein of 685 amino acids. The record is from RefSeq and is a predicted model, not a curated record. NCBI's taxonomy places the organism in Eukaryota, Fungi, Basidiomycota, Ustilaginomycetes, Ustilaginales, Ustilaginaceae.